Molecule: messenger RNA, 424 nt
Organism: Parathielavia appendiculata
Lineage: Eukaryota; Fungi; Ascomycota; Sordariomycetes; Sordariales; Chaetomiaceae
Exons: 3
Coding region: 113-370 (85 amino acids)
Source: RefSeq, a predicted model, not a curated record
UUACUUCUUUGGAUAUCCGAAAUUAUUGUUCCUUUGACUGCAACCUGGCCCGAUUUCGUAUUAGCGAGUCUUUCCCCUGUGCUGCCCCUGUCGCUAUUUCGCUGCAUGUGCUAUGCUCUCAAAUGUCAGGUCAACUUUCAAGAACAGCCACUAUUUGGACUAUAUUCUAGAGAUAUGCUACUUCAGGAUGGAGUACAUUGGAAAUGUUGAACUGAACUCUCAGUCAGCACAGAUCCAUCACAAUGACACAGUUCCUGACAUAGCGUCAUAUCAUGGCACAAUGUCUCUAUAUAAGGGGGUAAUUCCCCUGGGAGGAUUAGAGAGGACAAUUUCUGUUCCAACAAGAAAGGGACAUUCUGAGGCUCCCUAACCCACUAUCUUGAUCCUUCAUUUUGUGUGGUCACUCUGGAAUCGUGACUCCAAU